UGGAUGAAUAGCAGCGAGGAAUCUCCGUUAUCGGAUGAGGAAAACAAUCUACAAGCGCUGACUCAGAAUGGGGGCUGCAGUGUGAAAGGACCCGCGAAUUUCGUCGCCGGAGUCGCUGUGGAUGUUUCACGCCAGUCUGUGGGAGUCUUUACUGCGAGAGAGCGAAGUAGUAACGAGGUAUAACCCUGCGAGCGCACGGUGAUCUUUAGUUACUUCGGUGAUUAAUACGUAUCUUCAUAUUUUUCGAGGCUGUGGAACAAGCUGCACAGGCGCGUCCAUUCGUGUGACUGAGGCGCAGCAGGAUAAACAGGAUUUCGACUUUGAAGGUUUCGUGCUGAAUUUGAAAAAUUGCUUGUAACCACUGAUACAACUGACACAUCUACGAUGUUCCGUUCUACAUAUAAUUUUGAUAAACUUCUUGAGAAAGCAACUAGCGGUGUCCGGGUGGAGACAGACUGGGAAAGAAUUAUUCAAAUAUGUGAUUUAAUACGGCAAGGAGAUGUGCAGCCGAAAUACGCCGUUGGAGCUGUGAAAAAGCAAUUGUACAGUGCAAACCCUCGCAGUGCCUUGCUUGGAUUGGUGGUGCUGGAUUCGUGUAUGAAAAAUUGUGGGUAUUUAAUUCAUGAUGAAGUUGGUACAAAGCCAUAUAUGGAACAGUUGCGGGAGUUGGCGAAAACUUGUCAUUAUGAAGUAAAGGCUAAACUCCUGGAGCUCAUCCAGGCUUGGGCUUACGCCUUCCGCAACAGCCCUAAAUACAGAGCAGUGCAGGACACCUUUAAUAUUAUGAAAAGAGAAGGUUACAACUUUCCCACUUUGAGAGAGAGUGAUGCCAUGUUUUCUGCUGAUACUGCACCUGCAUGGGUUGAUGGAGAUGUGUGUCAUCGAUGUAGAAUCCAAUUUGGCAUGGUGCAACGCAAGCACCACUGUCGUGCAUGUGGUCAAGUCUUUUGUGGUCAGUGCUCUUCCAAAACUGCAGCUUUACCAAAAUUUGGAAUUGAAAAAGAAGUUCGUGUUUGUGAAAGAUGUUUUGAUAUCAUCAACCGGCCCGCUACUACUAAACCAAAUCCAGAGAACUCCGACUUACCACCAGAAUGCAGCGUCUUAUCACAACAAAGUCAAAAAAUGGAGCCAUGGGGGGCUGUUGUUUUACAAAUGAUGAAAUUAUUACAAGGGAAUGGAGACACGUCAUCUGUGAGAACAAUGAUACAAGAGGAAAUUAGAAGAUCACAGAAUGUGGAAAAUAGUGAAAUGCUACGGCAAAUUCUUGCUAGUUUAGAACAUAAACAUGCAGCAGAACUUCAGGAAGCAACUCUUGAGACUGAAAAAUAUAAACUUGAAGCUGAAUUUUUCAAAAAGCGACUUGAAGAAGUUAGCCGAGAGAAGAAAUCUGUUGAAAAAACUGAGAAGAUGAAGGAACUGGCUUCGCAUUUGGCUGGAUUAUCAAUACAACAAAAACAAACGGGACCUUCCCAACAAUAUCGAAAGUACAAUAAACAUUCUUCUGGAACAACACAAAGCAGUUAUAAUGGUGGCACACUACCUUGGUUAGAUCCUGUUAAAGGGAACUCAACACCUUUUCAUCGCGGAGGUGGAAAUCGUGGAAAAUUUCAAAAUAAAAACAACUACACCAAUAUACCGCCUAACCAAACUUUCAUGCAAAACCCAAACACAAAUAUUCAACAACCUCCACUUUUACAACAACCUCCACUUUUACAACAACCUCCACUUUUGCAACAACCUCCACUGUUACAACAACCUCCACUUUUGCAACAACCUCCACUUUUUCAACAACCUCCAUUUUUGCAAUACAAUCCACACUUUUUUCAAAAUCCACACUUUCAAGAAAGCUCUAGAACAGAACAAAAGUCAGAGUUUCAAGAGAAGCAAAAUUUCCAGCAAGCAAGAGGGGGGCAGACUCAACGUGGAUACAGAGAACGAGGUCAGAGAGGAAGAGGCAAAGGGCGGUCAUACAGUGUUGGCAGAGAUAAAAAACGGUCUGAUGCCCAGACAAAUGAUUUGUCUUGUAAUACACCAGAACCAUCUACUUUUCAAAUUCAAGUGACAAAAGUUGGUGGACAGUGGACCAGCGUUGACAAUCUUUCUUGCACAUCAGAUGCAUCAUCUUAUCGAGGAGGAAAUCACCGUGGUCGGGGAAGAGGAAGAGGACGAGGAAGAGGAGCUGGCCACUCUAACUUCCAGCAGGGAGAAACUGGAGGGCAGCAGGCCACAGUGAAGAAAAACAGACGGAAGAAUGUGCAAAAUGAACAUGGAGGGCAACAAAAGCAACAUACUGCGAGAAGCAAACAGAAUGAUGAAGGUGAUCCAGAAGAAAACUGUGUUAUUUCUUAGAAGAUAUUAUAGUCAGAUAUUUUGGAUUAUGUAUAGAAUAUUUUUAUGAGUAUAAUAUUUUUUAUUAUUUAGAUUUAAUAGAGAUAAUACGCUGAACCUUAAUUUUCUAAUUAAAUUUUUGAAUGUUACAGAAUGUCUUACAGAAAUGAAUGAAUAUUUCCUUUUUUCUUUUGUGUUAUAAUUAAUUAAGAAAACAUACAAAUGAGUAAACUAGUUCUGUAGAGGCUAGUGUACAAAAUGUUUAUUGUUAGAGUAACAGAUUCUUACAGAAUUGUUUACUCUGAAUUAAGUUGAAGUAAUUUUCAGAGAGGAUAAUUUGAAGAAUGUCACUGAAAAGAAAUUUUCAUUUUACAAUGAAAAGUUUCAAAUUUGGAAGAAAAUUGUUAGAAAUUAUUGUGAUUUCCUCCGUUAACAUUAACUUCUUUUCUUUCCUUUCCUUUCCUUUCCUUUCCUUUCCUUUUCUUUUCUUUUCUUUCCUUUUCUUUUCUUUUUUUUCUUUUCUUUCCAUUCUUUGUUAGAAUAGAUACAGAAUACAAAUGUAUUGAUGUGCAAUUUGUACUGCACCAUCCUUCUUACACCACUACACAGUUUUCUUCAAUGAAAACAUGAGAACAGUGGUUCUGGAACGUACUGCUAACUGGGUGCUUCCUUAUGAAUUUUCCUGACGGAGAAGAGUUAAAUAACCCUUCUGUCAGACAUAGCAAUGAUGCUAGUAACAAAUAAAUUUCAUUUUUUCAAUUAAUGAUAAUGAUUGAUUUAAAAUGAAAAAUGGGGGCAUGUUGAGGUUGUUUCUUAAACCUAAAACAUUUAGAGACAAGAUUAUUGUUUAAUAACAUAUUUGUCAUAUGACUGAAUAAAGUAAUCAGAUAUAGCAGUAAAUGAAUUCUCUCAAGCAUUAUUGGGAAUUUGUGAAGAGUUACGUUAUUUUAAGUACAAUGUGCAUUUGAGAUUAUUUGAUUACUAAAAUAAGUAUGAUUGGAUAAAUAAUUCUUAGUCUCAAGAUAUAAGAGGUCAUAAUGAGAAUGAUUUACACAAAUUGUUCUUGGAACUGAAGUUAUACAUUAAAAAAAAUGGUUUUUUGAUUACAUGUUGAAGUGAGCAGAAAUAAUAAAUUAAUGAUUAAAUAAAAUCCAAUUUAACAAAAUAAAUAAAUAAAAUUGAAAUAAGCUGAAGUGAGAUCUUGUGUAUUGUUACUGUGUUUACAGUAUGAUUACUGUGUUUGUGUGUGUGGGUUGAGGUAAUAUAUUUGUGAAUGCCAGUGAACUGGCAUUUAAGACACCUUGUGGAUAAUUAUUUAAGUACAAUGUAUGUACUUAUGUAUACACUACAAUGUAUGUAAGUUUUUUCUAACUUUGCCCCUCAAGACCCUACUUCACGGUAGCAUUACAUCACUAUUUCAGGUCACUGUUACCAGCGGUAUAGGGUCCGUAACUGUCUGGUAAACGGUGCGACAUCUAGUAGCAUGAUCGAGAAAGACGCGAAAAACAGUGACUUAAUGCCACUGUGAAGGGGGCAGAGUUAGAAAAAUCCCUGUGUAGUAUCUCAACACAAAUGCUUAUUUUGUAAUGAGUUCUGUUUUGAACAUGUGUUGGAAUGUCCUCAACAUAACAUUUGUUUCAGAGAACUUUGAAUAUAAAUGUACAGGUUAUUGAAUUAGCAAAUUAAAAGUGGUUUCAAACUUUUUUUAACCCUGCCUUUCAGUUCAUUGAUUUUUAGCCUCUGUUCAGAAUUUCAAGUUCAGAUUCUUUGUUAUGCUUAUUGUGAAAUUGAUUUCAAGUUUUACACGAUCUAAGUAGAUAAGGGCAUUUAUAGCACAAUAUUGGUAUAGUUUAUCACAGAUGUUUUAUGAAAUGCCGCAAGCUUUCCCAAUUAAAGCAACUCAAGAGUCAUUCGGGUGCACUAGUUUUGGUAUAGGUGAACGCUGCUUUCUUGAACUUAUUAAUGUUAUAUUUUUAAAUAUUGUUACAUUUUUAAUUAUUGUAUUUUGUGCAAUGAGAUGUUUCUAAAAUACUUUAAGGUUUUAAAUUUGUACUAUGAAGUUAACUACAUCAUCCUUGACACAUUUCUAUGAAGUUAACAUAAUUUAAUAUAAAUUUCCAAAUCUUGGCUCU
Gryllus bimaculatus (two-spotted cricket) is the source of this 4460-nucleotide messenger RNA. The record is from the annotation of a GenBank genome assembly. Lineage: Eukaryota; Metazoa; Arthropoda; Insecta; Orthoptera; Gryllidae.